GUGCCGCCGUGACCUGUGACAACCCUCGUGAGAGACUGCAUCCCUGCUACCCCUUUUGUGAGCCGGGGUGCAUCUGCAUUCAACCAUAUAGGCCUAAAAGGGAUACCAGACCUCGGCGAUGAUACGUAGAAAAUGAACAAGCAAAAUGGAACUUUCAAUUGUUCCUACUCAUCUUUAAAUAUUUUCGUAUUUUUUAAAUAUAUAAUAAAAAUAAAAGGUUCAUAUUCAUGAGUGAUAUUUUCUUCCAAAACAUUUAAGCCAAAUGAUACUUUUAUUAAAAAAAAUAGACACAGAAAUAAAUCAUUUAUUUGUUUUGCUGUUCCACAUUGUUUUACUACCAAUAAGUACAAAAGAGGCAGAACUAUUGUUUUCCGUCGCCUAUCGCCUAGUUUUCACGUUACUUAUACUGAAAUACAACGUUUUUAUCGACAUAAAAUAUUUUUUGGUAAAAAAAUUAUUAAAAAUAUAGUAUAAUAUACUGAAUAUUUAAAACCAAUGGUUUGAUAUUUCCCGUGUUUGAGAAACACACAAAUGUGGAACUUACUGAUCUUGUUACUGGCUUUUUUUUUACUACAACGUUUUGUUAUAGCGGACUCAACGUAUGAAUGCGGAGAGCACGGCAGAUUCGAAUACUGCAUCGAUGAAAUACCGGGCUGCGUCAUCGGCUGUCAUUGUCAUCCCGGAUAUUAUUUUGAUACAGAUACAAAAAUAUGCGAACCUAAUUCUAAGUUAUUGGAACACCACAGGCGACAUUAUGUCGGUGAACCGACGAGGGUUCAGAUUGAUAUUACUCCUCCUGAUACACCCUACAUCGAAAAACUACUACCAAAAAUAUGAAUAGCCAUGUCAAUGAAAUAGCGAAAGACGCCGACGACUUGGGUGACUGGUUGUAUAAUCAGUUUUUUAAAACAAUAGAAAGCCAAGUUGUUAACAAUACAAAUCAAAAAGAAACAUUAACAAGGCGUAGUGGAUCUAAUUACAAGAUGAAGAAACCAAAGCGAACGAAUAAAUGGAGUAAGGGAAAAAAGAAAUACAGGAAAAGAAGCAGAAAUAAGAAAUCGAAAAAGAACUUACUGCGUAUUAAUGAGAAUGAUAGUUUAUUCGAUAUUGAUUCGAGCUCGAGCUCCGAUUCCAGCGGAUCCAGUUCAGCAUCAGUUUCGUCUGAUGAAUUCCAAGAGAAAGAAGACGUUCAUGAAAACGAAAAUGAACACGGACAUAAAAAGAUCGUCAUGAUUAACAAGAAACCAAAACCGCCUUUACCGAGCUUUAUCUUUUUGCCAAAUAUAGAUACAUCGUUUUAUCCUCCCAUAGGACUACCGCCGCCACCAAUAGUUCCCAUGUAUCCGAUGGUUCCAGUACCUCCGGUUGUUCCAUUACUGCCUAUUCCAGAUAACUGUGAAACCACGUCUUUGUCUUCGACCACUAAUGACGUCACAACAAAAUCUAUGGAUACCUCAAAAACUACAGUGGAUGAAACUACAGAUACUGCUCCACAAGAAACAGAAACCGAGGCUGGACAAACGGAGUCUGCUGCUACGGAGAUUACUAAAACAGACACAGAAACACCUAAACCAGAUGCGCUUCGAGUAUUACAACGCCAAAAAAAAAGAAAAAACCCUGGGCAACGUAUUAAAAAUCAGCAAAUAAAACUUGGGUUAAAUAAAUUGAAGCCGAACGGACGUCAAAAAAUUUUACAGCGGCUUCAAGCGAAAGCAAAGAAACCACCAAAGGUUGUGACGGACGAAGUCCAUAAAAAAAUAAAGAAAACACCAUUCAUGAAUGACGACGCUGAGGUUCCUUUCCUCGACAAUACAAUACCAGUUGAUGCUAACAACAACGACAUGCAAUACAAUCCGUGGCAAGAAGACCCUUCGUCUGUACCUGACAAUGUUGAUUUCAAGUACAUCACAGAACUCAUACAUCGAGUUGAUCUAAAAAAUAAAACAAACGAUCUGCUACCGCCCAUCGAAUACAAUCCUUUGGACAGUAUUGAAGUCUAUAAGCCGAAGAGGAAUAAAAAUUAUUAUCAGUAUUACGAUACUCCUCUGAAUGCAUUCGAAAAACGAAGAUCGAAUCGCAACAAUGAAAAACUAACUGACGAUUCAUAUUAUACCAACUUGGGCAGACAAAUUGCAACCAUGAUAAGGGGCAUUGACGCACAGAAUAAACAAGCGAACAUUGAAAUGGAAAAAGCUAACGACAAAUUCAAAACUGAUCCAUACUACAAUAAAAAUUCAGCUCAAUCGUUUUGGGAACGAUCCGUCAGAUCGCCACUGACAUUCCUCAACGCGAAUAGAAACAAGUUUGAAUAUUUAAAGAAAAGUAACGAAAUACUUUUCAACAUUGAAAAUAGGGUAGAAAUUAUGGCAUCCACAGCACCAGCGCUGAGUUUACGAGAAAUAGAAAAUAUCGUAAAAGCAAUGGAAGCAGCCAAAAUGGAUAUACAACAGAAAGAAAGCAAUGUUGGAGAUAAAGUGUCGUCAAAUAAGAACCUUGAUAUAAAACUGUGGCCUCCGGAGUUUAAAAUAUCUGGAAAAUUAAACAGACCGGAAUUAAUGAAAAAAGACGAUGAUAACAAUGAAGUCAAAGACAUCGUAAACAAUAACCAAGCAGAUAAUGAUAAAACUCUUCGCGUGCAAAAUGUUCAAAAGUUUUAAACUUACCUAAUCAAAAUCUGAUGGAAAAUAAUCAGCGUGCGAGACAAAUGCCUGAAAUAAAAUUGAUAAAAAAUCCGUCCGUCGGGAACACAUAUUUCGCAAGCAAUCCUCUGAAUUAUAAUCAACUACGCUACGGAGUCGCUAAUCAGAGACAAACUAAAGCCGGCGCUCUCCCACAGAAACCUUCGGCACAGCUUUUGUUAGAAAAUGAAAUGAAUCCUUUGUUUUUAAAACACAGAAAGUAUUUCCAAGAUAAUAAUAAUAAUAAUGCUUUUAGUAAUAACAGAGAGCUGGCUCAGUACAGCCGAGCUUCUUUGAUAUCGGAACCCUCAUAUUUUCACCAUGAAAUAAAUCAUUUUGAUUAUUUCUAGAAACCUAAAUAGGAAUAUAUAAUAUAUAUCUUAUAA
Molecule: messenger RNA, 3064 nt
Organism: Danaus plexippus (monarch butterfly)
Lineage: Eukaryota; Metazoa; Arthropoda; Insecta; Lepidoptera; Nymphalidae
Exons: 8
Coding region: 834-2657 (607 amino acids)
Source: RefSeq, a predicted model, not a curated record